Messenger RNA from Brachypodium distachyon (stiff brome), 3047 nucleotides. RefSeq names its product glutamate receptor 2.2. Gene Ontology annotation, molecular function: G protein-coupled receptor activity; glutamate-gated receptor activity. Gene Ontology annotation, biological process: G protein-coupled receptor signaling pathway. The transcript is spliced from 6 exons. The record is from RefSeq and is a predicted model, not a curated record. Gene Ontology annotation, cellular component: plasma membrane. The coding region runs from base 102 to 3047 and encodes 981 amino acids. NCBI's taxonomy places the organism in Eukaryota, Viridiplantae, Streptophyta, Magnoliopsida, Poales, Poaceae.
UGAGUUUUUACCUGGAAACUUACGGGUUGACCAUUGGCACCACAGUUAAGAAGCAAAGCUGAGAACAAGGAGAGGCCUAUAUAAGAGUAAGCGUAAGAGUAAUGGGAUGUGAUUCUCAACAAUCAGCACAAAUGAACUGUAAACCUUCCAGGCUCCAAGUAAUGGAGAAAGCACCUCGAGCCAUCCUCUUCCUGUUACUCAUUGUCGGUUUUGGCGUAGCCCAAAAUACCACCAGCAAAGGAGAUGAAUUCCAUGUCGGAGUGAUCCUCGACCUGGGCACGCUGGCAGGAAAAGUGGCACGAACAAGCAUUUCAUUGGCCGUUGAAGAUUUCUACUCGGUCCACCGAAACCACCGCACAAAGCUCGUUCUGCACAUUAGGGACUCCAUGGGCAGCGAUGUUCAGGCUGCCUCUGCAGCUAUUGAAUUACUGGAGAAUUACAAAGUGCAAGCCAUCGUUGGUCCCCAGAAAUCAUCAGAAGUUCUAUUCAUAUCUAAUAUUGGAAAUAUAACCCAAGUCCCCAUAGUAUCCUUCACAGCAACAAGCCCCUCUCUUACUUCAGAUAGUAUGCCAUAUUUUGUGCGUGCAACACUGAAUGACUCAGCUCAGGUCAAUAGCAUUGCCUUGCUUAUAAAAGCCUAUGGAUGGAGAGAAGUGGUGCCAGUAUAUGAAGAUACUGACUAUGGGAGAGGCAUUCUACCAUCCCUCAUUGAAGCACUACAAGAAAUUGAUGCCCGUGUUCCGUAUCGCAGUGUCACCCCUUCAUCAGCAACAAGUGAAAUCAUUACCCAAGAACUCUAUAAGUUGAAGGCAAUGCAGACAAGAGUAUUUAUUGUUCAUAUGUCACCCACUAUGACUUCUCUUUUUUUUACAAAAGCCAAAGAGGCAGGGAUGAUGAACAAAGGAUUUGUGUGGAUUACCACAGAUGGAGUAGCAAACAUCAUCGACUCACUCGACCCAAGUGUCAUUGAGGCAAUGAAUGGUGUACUAGGAGUGAGGUAUUAUGUUCCCAAAUCACAAGAACUUGAUAGCUUCACCAUAAGAUGGAACAGAAUGUACCAACGGGAUAAUCCAGAUGAAUCACCCUUUAAUAAAUUAAGCAUUGUUGGACUAUGGGGCUAUGAUAUGAUCAGGGCAUUAGCACAAGCAGCGGAAAAGGCUGGGAUCUCCAGUGUUACAAAUAAGCAACCACAGUCCAUUAAAAACUCCACAUGUUUGGACUCCAUGGUUAUUUCCACAAAUGGCCCUGAUCUCUUAACAGCAAUUGUACAAAAUAAGUUCAGAGGUAUAAGUGGAGACUUCGACCUUACAAACAGACAGCUUACAGUUUCUGUGUUCCAAAUAAUAAAUGUGGUUGGGAGAGGUUGGAGAGAAAUCGGGUUUUGGACUGUGAAUAGUGGACUUUCACGGCAGUUCAAUCAAACUGGCUUGAAAAUAACAGGACCAGCCUUAAUGAUUGAUCUAAAUCCAGUAAUCUGGCCAGGAGAGUCAACCGAAAUACCAAGAGGCUGGGAAAUUCCUACAAUUGGUAAGAAGCUUAGAGUCGGUGUGCGCACAAGCAUCUAUCCAGAGUUUAUAGAGACAUUCAGAGAUCAUGCCACAGGUGAAACAAGAGCGAGCGGCCUUUCAGUUGAAAUAUUUGAGGAGGCAGUAAAGAGGCUACCUUUUGCACUUACUUAUGAGUACCUAGCAUUUGACACAGCUGAUCCACGUAGUAAGGGGAGCUACGAUGAUUUUGUUAACCAAGUUUAUCUUCAGAAAUAUGACAUAGCAGUUGCAGAUACUACUAUAAGAUGCAACAGAUCAUUGUUUGUCGACUUCACUGUACCAUACACAGAAUCUGGAGUAGGGAUGAUUGUUCCAGUCAAGGAAAACAUGAUCAAGAAUAUGUGGAUUUUCUUGAAACCAUUGAGUGCUGGAAUGUGGUUUGGCAGCAUCAUAUUCUUUAUGUACACAGGAGUUGUUGUCUGGCUUCUGGAGUAUCUAGAUGGCAAUGAACAUGUACAUGGUCCCUUUUCACUCAAACAACUGGGGAUUACAAUGUUUUUCUCCAUUUCUGAAGAGAACGAGAAGCUGGAACGCUUUCUAUCAAGAAUUGUUCUACGUGUAUGGAUGUUUGUUCUUCUGGUACUUACAUCAAGUUAUACAGCAAGCUUUGCAUCAAUGCUUACUGUAGAGCAGCUUUCACCGACAGUGACUGAUGUUCAUGAACUCCAGAAAAAGGGAGAAUAUGUAGGAUUCCACAAUGGGUCCUAUAUAGAGGGUCUAUUGCUGGAUAUUGGUUUUGACAGAUCAAAGAUCAGGCCCUAUGAUACACCUGAAGAUCUCUAUGAUGCUCUUUCUAAUGGAAGCAAAAAUGGUGGCAUUGCUGCGCUUGUACUUGAGGUCCCAUACAUCAAACUGUUUCUCGCAAAGUACAACAAAGGUUACACAAUGGUGGGGCCUAUUUAUAAGAGUGCGGGUUUUGCAUUUGUGCUGCCCAAGAAUUCUCCGCUACGUGCUGAAAUAUCAAGGGCAAUACUCAACAUAACAGAGAGCGCUAAAAUUAUCCAAAUCGAAAAGAAAUGGGUUGAUAGUAAUAGCCAUCAAAAUGAUGACAAAACUGAUGGUUCGGACGCUAUCACUUUUGAAAGUUUUGGGGGAUUGUUCCUCCUAACUGGAAUUGUGACAGCAUGUUCCCUUUUCGUAGCCGUGCUGAUGAACGGCUACAAAAAGUAUCAGCAAAAUGGAGGGAGCAAAGGAGAUAACCAAAAUGAAUGUGGACAUGAGAAAAAAGGAGAAGAUGGAGAUUCACAAGGAGAACAAAGAGAUCCAAAUAUCAAUGAUAUGGAGAAACAAGCAACACUGCCAGUGUCCCACAGUUUGAACACAAACGGUGACCAGCUACCAGACAGCAAGGACAACGAUAUAUGCUGUAGAUGCACACAGAAUAACAAGGGGAGACAAAAGUACGAGGUCAUCAAGUGGCUCAAAGUUAGUACCAACCUGAGCAAAGUUCACCUUUCAAUCUCAACGAUCAACAACCAACUGCCGGGGAAGCCUGGCUGA